Diaporthe citri is the source of this 879-nucleotide messenger RNA. RefSeq lists its product as uncharacterized. Gene Ontology annotation, biological process: biosynthetic process. The record is from RefSeq and is a predicted model, not a curated record. Lineage: Eukaryota; Fungi; Ascomycota; Sordariomycetes; Diaporthales; Diaporthaceae. The transcript is spliced from 6 exons. Bases 1 to 879 code for a protein of 292 amino acids. Gene Ontology annotation, molecular function: pyridoxal phosphate binding.
AUGUACAACGAGCAUCAUCGCCAGGGGCAGGCCAGCCAGUACACGUGGGAGAACGUGGCCAUUGUCCCCGGAGGUCGUGCCGGUCUAAUCAGGAUCGCCGCGGUUCUCAACCAGGCCUACCUGGGUUUCUUCAUCCCGGAUUACACCGCUUAUAAUGAGAUGUUGUCGUUGUUCAGGAAUUUUGCAGCUAUCCCUGUGCCCCUGGACGAGGAGGAUGGGUACCACAUUCACCCGGACAAGAACAACCCGGAGCUGGCAGAGAUCCAGGACAUCUGCCGCGGUCGGGCCACCUUCAUCAGCGACGAGUUCUACUCGGGCUACAACUACACCUCCAACUGCGACGGGUCGACCAUCUCUGCCGCCGAGAACGUCGUCGACGUCGACGAGGACGCCGUGCUCAUCAUCGACGGCCUGACCAAGCGCUUCCGCCUGCCCGGCUGGCGUGUCGCCUGGAUCCUCGGUCCCAAGGAGUUCAUCAAGGCCAUCGGCUCCAGCGGCUCCUACCUCGACGGUGGCACCAACGCCCCCUUCCAGGAGGCCGCUGUGCCCAUGCUCGAGGCCACCCUCGUGAGAGCCGAGAUGCAGGCGCUGCAGACCCACUUCCGUGAGAAGCGCGACUAUGUCGUCAAGCGUCUGCGCACCAUGGGCUUCGUGAUCAACGACGGCCUGAACUUCUUCCAGGCCUGCCUGGAGGAGAAGGUCAUCGUCGUCCCGGGCAUCUUCUUCGACCUCAACCCCGCGAGGCGGCGUGACUUGUUCGACUCGCCCUGCCACCACUUCGUGCGCUUCUCGUACGGGCCCAAGAUGGAGACGCUGCAGCUGCGAUGCGACGGCAUCGAGAGGGUGGUCAACAAGUUCAAGAAAUUUGGAGACAGCUGA